Messenger RNA from Chara braunii, 1575 nucleotides. The record is from the annotation of a GenBank genome assembly. NCBI's taxonomy places the organism in Eukaryota, Viridiplantae, Streptophyta, Charophyceae, Charales, Characeae.
CUAACUUCUUCUCUGAGUGGUUUUCUGUUUGUUUCUUUCACCUGAACUAUCUAUGUCCAGUGUCGAGACGCGUGCGCAGACAACGAGAAGAGAAGAAAGGGAGAGAGAAGGUGUGCUGUUUGAGAGUGUGAGGAGGGGCAAGAGGAGUGUUCGUCCAAACGUAAGGAGAGAGCGGACCACUCUUGAGAGAUCUACUGACACCCCUUCCUCCGGCAUGGCAGACAUCACAUCUGUCCAAUGGCAGACCAUGCUGGACACAGCAGACGAGAGCCAGAAACCGUUUUUUCAAAAGUUGUAUGAUAACGCCGUACAGAAGGAAAGGGAGGCAGAGGCAGCAGCCAGAGCUAUUAGCAUAGCUGCCCAGGAGGCCCUCCUACAGGUCCCGGAAGCCAAUGCUGACCGGUUCCAGGAGAGGCUAGCUGUUGCCGUAGCAGCCUUGGUCCAGCUGCGGAACUUGGAAGACCUUGAGUCCCGUGUGGCAGCACUUGAGCAGCGGAACCAAGAGCUGCAGGCUAAGGUAAUUAGCCUUGAACAGUCCCAAUUGUCUGCCCCCCGCCCUCCUAACCCUCGGUCUGCUAUAGUCCCGGUCUCUCAAUCAAACACAACCCUCAUAGCAAGAUCAAGUGGAACCAUGGCAAGCGCAGGAACCGGUGCCAGCUCCUCGAGCGGCAGCGCCGACAGUUCUGCGCUGGCCAUGGUCCCAAAUGUAGGGACUUCAGCCCAAAACGCCACAAUCCUUAUUGGCGUUCAGUACAGCGGUCCCAUGGUGGACAAGCGGGUGGCUACGCUGUCGUCCAAGUACGAUGGGAAGGCAGACAUCACCUCUUGGAUUAGAUCCAUGCGGUCGUACGUCGAGGUCAUGCGGACACCGCAAGAGGACCGAAGUAUGAUCAUGGGGAACAAUACUGAGUCCGUCGUACGAAACCACAUUGAGCUCCAAGCUGUCGCUGCAGGCUAUGAACGCAUAGACCUGACUGAAUGGUUGAAGGUCACCCCUGUCCGCGCUCUUGAGGAUCUUCUCCUUGAUCGGUACCAAGAUAAACAUGCUGCGCUCAAGGCUAGGCUGAAGCUUGAGGCCCUUAAGGGCCAAACAUGGAGGUCAUCCAUGCAAGCUUUGGAACAGCACUUGACUGGUUUGUUCACCACACCGGAUCUGGGAAUGAAUGACGUGUCUUGUAUGGAUGUAGUCAUGGGAGUGGCCCCUAAGGAAUACCUCUCCCUGCUAGCUCUCAAGGACCAUGCCACCUGGCGAGAGCUCGUGAAGGACCUAGUCAACCUAGAGGCCAAGGACCUCGUCAGGCGCAAGAAGGCGCCCGCUGCAAGUGGGAAACCACAACGCAAGCGGUUUGGAAGCAGCAACCAGCUUGCACUGCAUGAUCAUCGGGAGGCUGAAGAUCAGUCCUAUGCGGAUGAUCUGUCUCUAGAUGACAAUCUAGAGCCGGACUCCGAUACGGGCUGUUCCACAUCAGCCAUUGAGUGUGACAGAAAUGAAGAUGAAAACUAAAUGCAUUCAGAAAGACUGCUUCAAAUAAGGGGCCUAACCGUGGUUCGGGUAAGGGAACUGUCAUACACCUU